CUCUCACUCUCUCUCACCGUUGAUCAUGAUGAAGAGCAAGAACAAGGAAGAAGAAGAGGUGUCUGGGACAUUCACAUGGGUGAUCGAAAACUUCUCUAAGCUCAAGAACGAAAGGCAUUACUCUGACGUUUUCACCAUCGCUGGUUUCAAAUGGACGAUCCUAGUAUGGCCGAAGGUCAACGAAGUAAAUUCUGAAAUGCACUUCUCCAUGUACUUGUGUGUCCCAAGUGCUUCAACUCUGGAAUCUGGUUGGACUAGAUUUGCCCACUUCAGCUUGAGUGUGCUCAAUCAACUGGACAGCAAUAAGACAAUUACAAGGGCUACAAAGGGCUCUUAUAAAAAGUUCAAAGAACCCACAAGUGAAUGGGGCUUCAAUUCAUUCAUGCUGCUCAGUGAACUUUAUGACGAGACUGCAGGUUAUCUUGUGAAUGAUAAAUGCAUUGUUGAAGUGAAGGUCCAUAUUCCAAUAUACCAAAGAGCUAAUGGUUUUGCAGAAUCUGCACUUAUGGAGCCCGAAAUGAAAGAGCGUGGUGGGCAGGAACCUUCACAUGUGCAUUCAGUGCAUACUCCAGAAUCUUCUCCGACACCUAAGACACCAAGUUCAGAACCGCUGACUCCUUUCCAAGAAACAUCAGGUCCUGAACAAGUUUGCACUAAGGCUAUUGUUGAAAGCCUUCCUGACCCUUCUCUAGUCAAGGAGGUUGAGGAAAUUCCCACCAAGCCAACGGGGGAGCUUUUGGAAUUUCGUGGGUUGGGACUAAUAGAGAGAGCUUUCUUUCCGCUGCUGGAGGAAGCUUGUUCAUUGCAUCCUUUGUUGAUUGAGUGCGUACGUAAGAAGAAUCGUAAAGUUAUUGAAUGUGCUUUGACAGUGCUCGGAGGGCUCUUGCAUUUUCUUAAAACAACAAAGGUAAAGGAUAUGAAUGGGGAUGCCUUUGCUCACCUUCAAAGUUUAUGGGAGGAUGUCGAGAUGUUCAGAUUUGACUUGGCUUGGCUGGAGCCACAUGUUCAAUCUGCUUUGGGUAUGAAGAAGUUUCUGGAAAGGGCUAGGAGAGUGAAGAGGUUGAGAGAAGACGUUGAAGCUUUGGAUAAUGAGAAGAAGAGGCGGAGUGCUGCCCUUGCUGUCACAGAGGCAGAGCUUGAGGAAGCGAAGAGAGAGUUGGCUAAGGAGGAAGAGGGCUUCAACGAGAAAGAUAUGGAUUCUGAGCUAGGUUGUGAUCAAACAAUUGGAAGCUGAAGCUACUUCUGCCAAGGUGAAGUGGACCAUCUCAAACUCGACUCGAGAUUAAUUAGCCCGAUAAAUUUAUGGUUCUUGAUUGAUGGGUUGAAAUUUUUACCCCAAUUGCCUGUAUAAAAGUAGUAGGGGUUGAGAUCCUCUCCGGAUCUCCUCCUCCCUGGCGAGGGGAUCAAACAAUCCUGACCAUUGUAGGGGCGUGUUUUGAUUUCCUUUUUCACCUUUUGCUCUGCCCUUCUUAGUUCUGUCUGUAAAUUCUCUUUAUUCUAUCUAAUAAUCUCUCAUUUAGUUCUU
Pyrus x bretschneideri (Chinese white pear) is the source of this 1525-nucleotide messenger RNA. RefSeq names its product MATH domain and coiled-coil domain-containing protein At3g58370. The transcript is spliced from 5 exons. Gene Ontology annotation, molecular function: protein binding. The record is from RefSeq and is a predicted model, not a curated record. NCBI's taxonomy places the organism in Eukaryota, Viridiplantae, Streptophyta, Magnoliopsida, Rosales, Rosaceae. Bases 26 to 1234 code for a protein of 402 amino acids.